CGGCAUAUGCCCUUUUGCCUAAAGUUUUGGCUUAUCCUCACUUCACUUUGGAUCAAAGAAAUCUCACCCUCAGAUAGUCAACACCCACAGUCCUCCACCAUGGAAGAAGAAUCAUCAAACUCUUCCACCACCCCUCUCCUCCGCCACCAGUGGUGGCGCCAUCGUCUCCCCACCCUCAGCCCCAAAACCACCAUAUGGUCCGAACUCGGCGGCUCUGUUGGCGAUCUCGGCACCUACAUCCCCAUAGUCCUGGCCCUCACCCUGGUCUCCAACCUCGACCUCAGCACCACCCUCAUCUUCACUGCCCUCUACAACAUCGCCACCGGCCUCCUCUUCUCCAUCCCCAUGCCCGUCCAACCCAUGAAGUCCAUCGCCGCUGUUGCUGUCUCCGAAACCCCCCACCUCACCGUCCCGCAAAUCGCCGCCGCCGGUAUCUCCACUGCCUCCGUCCUCCUCCUCCUAGGCGUCACCGGCCUCAUGUCCUUCUUCUACCGUUACAUUCCCGUCCCCGUCGUCCGCGGCGUCCAGCUCUCCCAAGGCCUCUCCUUCGCCUUCUCCGCCAUCAAAUACGUCCGAUACAAUCAAGAUUUCGUCUCCGGAAAAUCGGGUACUCCUCGAUCUUGGCUCGGCCUCGACGGCCUUAUACUCGCUAUUUGCUCAAUUUUAUUUCUUGUACUGUCUACCGGUGCCGGUGAAACACAUGACACCAACGAGUACAUUCAAAUUUCGGAACAACCAAAUAGUUCAUCAAAUCGUUCUCAACUUCGAGUCCGCCGGCGAUUGCGGAUUUUAUCGUCAAUUCCGGCAGCUCUGAUAGUUUUCUUACUUGGGUUGAUCUUGUGUUUUGUUAGAAAUCCUUCCAUUAUUCAUGACCUCCAAUGGGGUCCAUCCAAGAUCCAUAUGGUGAAAAUUACAUGGGAGGAUUGGAAAAUUGGGUUUCUUCGAGCUGCAAUACCUCAAAUUCCGCUAUCUAUACUGAAUUCUGUGAUUGCAGUGUGUAAGUUGUCGGCGGAUUUGUUUCCUGAACGGGAAGUGUCAGCUACGGCGGUGUCCGUGAGUGUUGGAGCUAUGAAUUUAGUUGGGUGCUGGUUCGGGGCUAUGCCUGUAUGCCAUGGUGCCGGAGGGUUAGCAGGGCAGUACCGGUUUGGUGGCCGGAGCGGCGUGUCUGUGAUUCUUUUGGGGACUGGGAAGCUGGUUCUUGGGCUGCUGUUUGGGAACUCUUUUGUGAGAAUAUUGGGUCAGUUUCCGAUUGGGAUUCUUGGGGUGCUACUGCUGUUUGCUGGGAUUGAAUUGGCUAUGGCUUCCAGAGAUAUGAACACAAAGGAAGAAUCUUUUGUGAUGCUGGUAUGUGCUGCUGUGUCACUCACUGGUUCUAGUGCUGCUUUGGGCUUUGGGUGUGGCACUGUUCUGUUUUUGCUAUUGAAAUUGAGGCAAAUGGAAUGUCAUUGUUUUGGGUUUGGUAAAUUAUCCAAGUCCUGUGCCUUUUCCAAUGAUGAAACUAGUUUAAGCCCUUAGGAGAUUCUAGAUAGCAUUAGAUCUUGUUAUUGGCUUUGUAUAAAAUAAUAUUGCUCUAUUGAUUUACUAUUAAGAAAAUAUAACUUAUAUAUAUA
Molecule: messenger RNA, 1610 nt
Organism: Cornus florida
Lineage: Eukaryota; Viridiplantae; Streptophyta; Magnoliopsida; Cornales; Cornaceae
Product: molybdate transporter 2
Exons: 1
Coding region: 7-1515 (502 amino acids)
Biological process (GO): molybdate ion transport
Molecular function (GO): molybdate ion transmembrane transporter activity
Source: RefSeq, a predicted model, not a curated record